CACACCUAUUGUAGCAAAUCAUAGUAUACUUUUGCACAAUCAUAUUCCUAGCAAAAACAAAGUUUGAACCAUUAUCCGUGAUCAAUUGAACAACGUGUUGAGGUCCUACCAUAUCAAUGACUUUAGAGGACAAAUGACUUAAAAAUAGUCUAGUUUUCUUAUCUUCGGAAAUCUCAACCGAUUUUAAAAAAACUGAACCUUUAAUUUAGGGCACGAUGCAAUAAAAUUAAUAAAGCAUCUUCCCUAAUGGAGUCUGACGUCUUCCUCUCUCUAGCCGCGAAUGAACAGCAACGCGAGGGGGGUUCUCACGAUUUCUCCAUCGUUUCAAGCUCAAAUCUUGAGAUUUUUGGAGCCUUGGGUGCGCCUUCAGCUGGCGAAUCCAAUUAUGAGGUUAUUUUGCUGAUUUUGGUUACGGAUUUUGGUAGUUUUGAAGGUCAACGCUAUGCCCAACACUGUUCAUUCGCAAUUUUGAUUCUCUGAUGCAAUUCGAUUCGGGUAUUUUUGUUGACAAUCCUUCUGAGAUUCCGAUUGGUUUGUAAUCCCCUUCCAUGUUAUGAAGGUGGAUUUCAACAUCUUUUGAAUUUUCUUUUGAUCUAAGGCAUUAUGGCAUUCGAAGUUACUGUUCACAGCGCGUCUGUGGAACAUGAUUACCCAGGAUUUUGCUCUUUUUUUUGGCCAACUUUUUGUGGAUUCAUGAAUUUCGUUUGACAUAUUGUUGAUGCACUCAUGAAUUAAUUGCCCAGAAAUUAUGCCUUGCGCUGGGUGCUGUUUUGUGCUGGUAUUUUGUUGAUGCUUUAUCACGAACCAGCAGCCCAUUAGCCAUGAUGAUAAUGGCUUGGAGAUAUUGUAUGAAUUUUGCUUAAUAUCCUUGGAAAACAACUGCUGCAAAUAUGGGCUGGAUUUUGGAAUUUGCUGCUGAUUUUUGCACUUCUUGUUUGUGUGCUUCUGGUUCUGUCUACUGCCCCUGUAAAUGGAGUUCAAACCUGGGUUUUUGCUGCUUUUUACAUACUCCAUUGUUUGGGCUGCUUUUGUAAUUACAUGGUGGUAUUUUGGCACUGUUUUGCUUUUUGGUUACUUCAAAUGCUUGUUUGUAUUUUGGCCUUUAUUGGAAUCUGCUGCUGGUUGCCACUGGGGUUUGAGGGCUGGGUGUUAGUCGGUUUAGUCGUUGUGCCCACGCCUUAGAGGGGGGUGAAUAAGGCGUUUUAAAAUCU
Cuscuta campestris is the source of this 1211-nucleotide messenger RNA. The record is from the annotation of a GenBank genome assembly. Lineage: Eukaryota; Viridiplantae; Streptophyta; Magnoliopsida; Solanales; Convolvulaceae.